Effrenium voratum is the source of this 2058-nucleotide messenger RNA. Lineage: Eukaryota; Dinophyceae; Suessiales; Symbiodiniaceae. The record is from the annotation of a GenBank genome assembly.
AUGGGGGAUGAUCCAGCCUUUGCAGGGGAGGAGGUGCCUCCGGAGGUGGUGGCGAAGAUGAGCGAGGAGAACGAGCGCCUAAAACGGGAAGUUGUGGUGAUGAAGGAGAAGCACGAAAAGGAGAAGUCCAUGCUUGAGAUGCAGGUGAAGAGCCACCGCUCCGCGGCUGAGCUGGAGGCGCAGAGCGUGCGGGAGAAGGUACAAGAUCUGGAGAAGAUGAAGAUGCAGAUGGUGCAGCUCACGCGCAAGCUGGACGACGAGGUCAGUGCCAAAGACCAGGUCUUGGGGGAGACCCACCGGCUGGAGCGGAAGCUGCAGGAGCUGUCCAUGGGUCACACGGCAACGGCCAGUUCUACCAGCAAGGACCAGUCACAGGAGGUGAAUCUGCGGGAGCGAACCAGCCAGGUUUCAAUGAAGCUGAUGAGAGUGGUGGACCAAUGGAUGCACCACAAAGACCUACAGCAGGCGCUGCUGCGGAACGCGGCCAUCAACGAUGUGGCCUUUGGCACUUUGGCGCAAGCUCUGGUGGACUGCCCCUCGCUGCAGACGCUGGACCUCUCGCAGAACCUGCUCACUAUGGACUCGUGCUCCGACCUGUGCCAGCUGAUAACCACAGCGCCGAACCUUUCCUUUAUCUCCUUGGCCGAGAACUUGUUCUCGCUUCGCUGCAUCGGGUACUUCAUGACGGCCAUCAUGGAGCGUCAGACCACCAAGCGCCUGGUGCCGCUGGACUUGCUGGACCUCCAAGGCAACGAGGGCCUGCAAGUGGCGCUGGCCGCUGCCCCGCCUCAGGACCUGGUGGCGAAGCUGCGGGAGGUGUCUGAAGCGCCUACGGCGCAAGUGCUGUGCCAGUCUCCGGCGGUGGAGCUGGCUGCCCACGUGAUGCGCGCGCUUUGGCGCUUUUUGCAGGACACGCAGCACCCACAGGUGCGAUCGGCAGGCGACACCAUCGCCUUUGAGACCCUGGACAGAGUCACACUGCACAAGAUGGACAACGCCUUGUUGAAGAUCCUCUUGCUGGCCGCCGAUGAGACCCUGGGCCGAGACAGCAGCACGCCGGUGACGGCCAACGUGGUCCUGCUGCCCGCGAUCGUGCAAUUGGUUGCCAGGCCGCCGGAAGGCCGGAAGGUCUCGUCGAGGGAGGUGCAGGAGCCGCCCUCCGCGGCGACGGCUUCACUGAUUGUUCCGGGCCGCGCCAAGCGAGCGAAGCCUUCGAAGACUUCCCCGGAGCCGGAGGUGAAGGUCUCGGACCCCUUCGCGGACCUCAAGACGGCCUUCGAGCCGGUGAAGGAGAAGGCAACAACCUUCAACCUGAAGCAGAUCGUGACGAGGACAGGCACGGUGCUCAUGAACAUGUUGGAGCGCUUGUUGGAGACCACGGACAUCAACGCCACCGACGUGGAGACCAAUAUGACGUUGCUGGAGUUCGCGUGCAACAGCGGGAACCUGGGCCUGGCGAAGCUGUGCUACCGCAGGGGCGCACGGCUCAUGGGCAAGACGGCGAAGGGGGAGACCGCCUUCAACAUUUGCACCAGGAACAAGCGCUACGACAUGAUGGAGUUCCUGCACAUCUACGGUGUGAAGAUCAACAGCGCUGACUCGGACGGAAGGACCGCGCUGCAUGUGGCGGCCCAGAACAAUGACGUGGACGCGAUCUGCCGGCUACUGGAGUGGGGCGCAGAUGUCAACAUUUGCGACCACCGCCAGCGCACGCCCAUCCACCUCUCGGCGGCGGGCGGCCACACCCCGGCCACCAUGCUGCUGUUGGAGGUGGGCGCAGACAUGAAUGCCAAGGAUGACCGCGAGUACACGGCCAUGGCACACGCAGAGGCGAACAACCACUUCAGCCUCAUGGACCGACUUGUGCAGCUGGGCGCAAGGGGCCACGGGCUGCACCAGAGCCAUACCCUUGGGACGUCCAAGUCCAGCGCCUCGCUGGCGCAGAACCCCCGGCCCGCGGUGUCCGCAGGGAUGCUGAAGAGCACCUCCUUGGGCAGGAUCGGCAAGGUGGUUGUGAAGGGCAUGCCCGGCCCUAUCCUCCCACAACUUGUGAAGUGA